UUUCAAAUGUCGCACACCGGUAUGUUUCGCACCGUUGUGGUGGUGACGCUAAUGUUCGUUAGCUGCACCCAAAUAAAUGGACUUCCGCAUCCACCGCAGACAACUUCAGCCCCACUGUUGGUAGAUGGUGUCUACGACGAGAAGUUCGAUAAUGUAGAUUUGGACGAGAUACUAGCCCAAGAGCGAUUACUGAACAACUACAUAAAGUGCUUGGAGAGCACCGGCCCCUGUACACCCGACGCAAAAAUGCUAAGGGAUAUCUUACCCGAUGCAAUUUUAACUGACUGCACCAAAUGUACGGAAAAACAAAAAUUUGGUGCCGAGAAGGUGACCCGGCAUCUGAUUGAUAACCGUCCUAACGACUGGGAGCGUCUUGAGAAAAUCUACGAUCCAGAGGGUACUUAUCGUAUUAAGUACCAAAAUUCUAAGGGAAUUGCUAUGGAGCAGAUUCAGAGUGAUUCCUAAAUCUUCAACGGAAUUCUUUUUUUUUUCUUUCA
This is a messenger RNA of Drosophila guanche, 497 nucleotides long. RefSeq names its product putative odorant-binding protein A10 (gene a10). The record is from RefSeq and is a predicted model, not a curated record. Lineage: Eukaryota; Metazoa; Arthropoda; Insecta; Diptera; Drosophilidae. The transcript has 2 exons. Bases 7 to 465 code for a protein of 152 amino acids.